CCUUACCCUCUAGUCCCUUCUUUCUAUGCUUUUAGUAAGCCAUCAAGUCUUUGAUUGAGCUUGCUUAGUGCUUUGAUUUUUUAUUUUGAUUUUAUAAAAAACUAAAUUAAAAAAAAUUAUUAAUUAUAAUCUUUUCAUAGCUGAAAUUUUUAAAUAUAGUUUUUAGUUUUUGAUAAGAUCAAUAAAUUAUAUUAAUUAUCUAAACAUUUUCAAACAAAAUGUAGUUUCAACCGUACUGAUCAUUCGACUUAACGGACUCUUUGUCUUUCAGUCAAGUUGUGUUGUGCAAACUCAUAAUUACGGAAUGUAGCUUUACUCUACUUUAUUACUGUCUCUUUACCUAUAAGGCCCAUCCACUCACUCUCUAUGGUUGCUUCAAUAGUCUCUAGACUCAUCUUUUCAGCAUCAGUUCCACUCAUCUAGUAACUAAUUAACACUGUCUAUUCCACAACUAGCUGCCAGUAUUAGCCUUUUCUCUUCAAAGUUUGCAUCCUUUUCUUCUCUUGUGAGGUUCUAAUGGAGGCAGAUGCUGCUGAAGUGAAGUCAAAGAUGGAAGAUUAUGAAGUUAUUGAGCAGAUUGGAAGAGGAGCUUUUGGUUCUGCUUUUCUUGUUCUUCAUAAAACUGAAAAAAAGAAGUAUGUGUUGAAGAAGAUUCGGUUGGCCAAGCAGACAGAGAAGUUUAAGCGCACAGCUCAUCAGGAGAUGAACUUGAUUGCGAAGCUAAAUAACCCUUACAUUGUGGAGUACAAGGAUUCUUGGGUAGACAAGGGAAACUGUGUAUGCAUAGUAACAGGCUACUGUGAAGGAGGAGACAUGGCUGCAAUUAUAAAGAAGGCCAGAGGAAUAUUUUUCCCAGAGGAGAAACUCUGCAAGUGGUUGGCUCAAUUGUUGCUAGCUGUGGACUACUUGCAUUCUAACCGUGUCCUUCACAGAGAUCUAAAGUGUUCCAACAUAUUCCUUACAAAGGAAAAUGACAUUCGCCUUGGUGACUUUGGACUUGCAAAGCUUCUCAACACAGAAGACCUUGCUUCUUCGGUAGUUGGCACCCCUAAUUACAUGUGUCCCGAGCUCCUAGCAGAUAUACCUUAUGGCUACAAAUCAGACAUAUGGUCACUUGGAUGCUGUAUGUUCGAAAUUGCAGCACAUCAACCAGCAUUUAGAGCUCCUGAUAUGGCUGGACUUAUCAACAAAAUAAACAGAUCCUGCAUUUCUCCUCUUCCAAUUGUGUAUUCCUCCUCGCUGAAACAAAUUAUUAAGAGCAUGCUGAGGAAGAACCCAGAACACAGACCAACAGCUGCAGAAUUAUUGAGGCAUCCACAUUUGCAACCACAUCUCCUCCGUUGCCGCAAUGCAUCUUCAGUUUUUCUUCCAAUAUAUCCCAUAAACAACUCAAAGGAGAAAACCAGAAGAAAAUCAUUGCCUGCCAAACUCAGUGUUGGCAAAGACUACAGAGACAAGGACGUUGGUGCAUCAAAGCAGCCAGAAUACGAAUAUCCAUUUGAGAGAAAUGUUGAAGCACAACGAAGCAAUUUACCUCAGAAUGACAAGCCAACAUCAAUGUCUAGCACAGAAUACAGCCUGGAAAACAAGACGGUUGAUCCUACAAGCUGUUCAGUGGAAGUAUCUGAUGGUCCUAAAGACAGCUCCACUGAUUCUGAAACAAGUGUUUGCAAUGGAGAGAAGCAAGCAGAUUGUAGCAGUCCACCUCAAAAGGAUGGCACUGAAAUUGAGUCUACCUCAGAGAGCAUCCCAAAUUCUCAGCAUGAAGCAGAUUGUAGCAGUCCACCUCAAAAGGAUGGCACUGAAAUUGAGUCUACCUCAGAGAGCAUCCCAAAUUCUCAGCAUGAAGCAGAUUGUAGCAGUCCACCUCAAAAGGAUGGCACUGAAAUUGAGUCUACCUCAGAGAGCAUCCCUAAUUCUCAGCAUGAAGAAGAAGAACCCAGUGCUCUGCGUUUUCAAGAUUUGCAAGAGGUUGAUGUCAAAAUUGUGACCUCAAAGGAUCAAGCAACAUUUUGCAGCGGACAAUUUCCUGAAGAAGUUCAAACAGAUGGGAAGGGUGAUACAGUAGAUGAAACCAGGAAACUGGAAAUGCCUAGCCUGAGUUGUGCCAAUCAUGAUGCCGCCUCUGAUGAUAAAAGCCCACCAUCAACUGUAAAUGAACCUUAUGCAGAGGCCUUACAGAAACCAGAAAGUCCUGAUGUGUAUACAGAAAGUACUCAUAUAGAGUACUUGUCAUCUGAAAGUAAUGAUGUACUUCCAUGUAAAGUUGAAAUACAAGCAAAACCAGAAAACAACAAUUGCUCCAUGGACACAGAGAAAGAUGAUAUCCAUGCGAUGACUAAUGCACAAUUGCUGAGCACACUUGCUGCACUAACAGGCGAUGAAGCCAAGAGCGAGUGGGAGAAUCCAAGUCAACAAAGAGCUGAUGCUCUAGAGUCUUUGCUAGAGCUAUGUGCACGGCUACUUAAACAGGAAAAGAUCGAUGAGCUUGCUGGUGUGCUAAAGCCAUUUGGAGAAGAAAUGGUCUCAUCCAGAGAAACAGCAAUCUGGUUGACAAAAAGCCUCAUGUCUCAGCAAAAACUUAAUGAAGGGACCUGAUAUUUGAGGUGAUUACAACUAAUUUAUUCAUUGUUGUGAGAAAAUGUAUCUAGUUAAUUGUGUUUGACAUAUAGUGUGUUUUUCCAGAGUGUUGUUUGAUUGGAGAGUACUACUUGAAACAUUUUUACGGAUUGUUUUUUUAUUGCUGGCUUUGAUGGAAAUAAACUCCUGAGAAAAGAAAAAAAACAUCUUUACAAUUUGUAGAA
Molecule: messenger RNA, 2804 nt
Organism: Populus nigra (black poplar)
Lineage: Eukaryota; Viridiplantae; Streptophyta; Magnoliopsida; Malpighiales; Salicaceae
Product: serine/threonine-protein kinase Nek6-like
Exons: 14
Coding region: 517-2598 (693 amino acids)
Biological process (GO): protein phosphorylation
Molecular function (GO): ATP binding; protein kinase activity
Source: RefSeq, a predicted model, not a curated record